Molecule: messenger RNA, 2688 nt
Organism: Liolophura sinensis
Lineage: Eukaryota; Metazoa; Mollusca; Polyplacophora; Chitonida; Chitonidae
Exons: 12
Coding region: 134-1672 (512 amino acids)
Molecular function (GO): protein binding
Source: RefSeq, a predicted model, not a curated record
UAUGGCGGGUAGGGUAUAGCUUAUCAACGAGGCUUAGCUAAAAAAUACUUUCCAAAAAAAAAAUCGCAACUUCUGUAAUGAUUCGGGAAGACAGAUUGUUUACAGUAUGAGCUUGUGAGUUUGUGGACAAUUCAUGGACUACACUACAUGUCUGCAGCAAAGGAAGAAACGGUCUCUUGAAAGUGGGAAAAUAAGCAUGGCAGGAAAGAACAACCAGAAGUUUAAAGGCUUGGGGCAGAAAACAGGGCGGGAUAAGAAUCGUUUUACCCUGUUCAGCAAACUGUUAGCUACCAAUGAAAAGUUCCCAACAAAACAUAUCUAUGGAGAAAUGAAGAUCAGGGAGUUGAAGCGCAAUCUGGAGUUCACCAUUGGAAUCCCUCAAAACCUUCAAAGAAUUAGCUAUUUGGAUGAAGGAGACUUACUAGACCACACAGAUAUCAAAUCCAAUGACAUUGUCCCAGGUGGCACCUUACAAAUCAGAGUUUGGCCCAUGUGGAUUGACCUGAUAGAGGCUGUGGCUUCAAAUGACAUUGACAAGGUGUUUAAGCUUGGUGUCACACAAGACACAGAUUACAAGACCCCCAACAGUGAAUACAUGCCAAAGAGAGCCAAGGCGGGAUGGCUGGCUGAGCGAGCCUUUGUGGCCCUCUGUGUGGCUGCUCAUAGAGGACACUCAGAACUGGUCAACAGGCUUAUCCGAUCAGGAGCCAAUUUGAAUUCUUCCACACCCAAUGGACGGACGCCCUUACACUUGGCAGCUUCCCAGGGCCAUGGACAGAUUAUUGACAGCUUGCUACAGAAUGGUGCUGACAUUGAUGCUGUUGAUGACUCUGGGAUGACAGCCCUGAUGGUUGCAGAACAGUUCAAACACAAAGCUUGUGGAAGGCAUCUCUUCCUCUUCCGCUGGCAACAGCGUGCCAAGAAAAUGCAGCCCAGCAUGGAAAUACCGCUCAUGGCCCAUCAAAUGUGCGAUUCUGCCUACCCCGUGUGGCGCAGUGGCAAGCGCUGUCAGUUGUAUAUGACAAAAUUACCUCCCCCUGGUGAGUUUGAAGGCACUCGCAUCGACUCCAGACCAUAUCAGCCUUUCUCUGAGAAGUCAUUCAGAAAGAGAUUUGGAUCCCCGCCAAAUUUGCAGAUGAUUCAGACAACACAUCAUGGCAGCAGGCUGGGAUCACAGCCACUGCCAGAUAUUGGAGAAGGACUUGGAGAUUUUGGCAUAACUACCCUGGGUCCCUUACCACCAAGUUAUGAUGAGUGGAUCAACAAGUUACAUGAAAAAGAGCGGAAAAUAUUUUUACAGAAGAAGAGAGAAGAAGAAAGACUUAGACAAGAGGAAGAAGACAGGCAACUCGACACCGGCAGGAAACGUGCGGAGUCUGAGAAGAACCAGUCAUACGAGUCCUGGCUUUUACAACAGGAAAUGGACAAAAAUCAAGAGAACAGACCAACAGAGAUAGAUCCAGCUGCCCGAGUCCUGGCUUCAAGGACAGGCUAUACACGUGAGGCUUCACAGAAGAAGGGAGCACUGAGAGAGUACCUGGAGUCCUUAGCUGACCGGAGGGGAGCAACCACAUACUCCGACUGGUUGAUCAAGAAGGAAAUAGAAAUGCUGGACAGUGUAAAAGUUAGACCUGUUCUUAAAACAAAUAACCUGCACUUUUCAUGGGUGUGAUCAGCAAAAUAUUACACUCUAGAUCUUCAUGUGAAUACUUUUCAAAAUUAGGCAGUCUCUCAUUUUUAGAAGGGAAAAUGUGAAAAAGACCAAAUCAGUGUGUUGAUGUCUUAUUUGGUUCCCUGUACGAAAGAUAAAACAUUAUUUGAUAGCCAUAUAGGCAUCACUUGUUCAUUAUACCAACUUAAUGGUCAGCUGCUCAUAUUGACCAUGAUUUGUGAUAUCUGAUGAAAUAUAAACUGUUCAGAACAUGUUUGAAACCUGUUUACAGUUUUUUGUCUGUAUAUUUAUAUUAUAUGAAAUGUGUUUUACAUUAUAUCUUUAAAUGAGUUUCAUUUUAAUUCACUUAAGCAUUAUGUUCGUUUAUGCAUUUUAAUAACCAACCCUUUACUAUUUUACCAAACUGAUGAUCUGUGAUGCCAAAUUCAGGGGUACAGUGUGGUUUUAAAAACGCCACACAAGUAGUUUUUAGUGGUGACUCUACCAGAAAAUUCCUUUGCUACUCAGUUCCAUUUGUUGCGGAUAAAUGUUUAUGAAGUGAGUAUGCCCACUUGUGCUGACAGUCCUUAGAAAAAGGCCUCUGUUAACAGUGUGAACCCAACAAGUGGAGCACAAUACAUUUUGUUUCUGUAUCUGAAACAUUAAUGCCGUCUGACAUAUUAUAAUAGAACUUUAAUAGAACUUUCUUGAUUAGUUAAGGUUUUGUAAAUUUUAUUCAUGUUGUAUACAUAUUUUGAUUAUGUAAUGUUGUCAGUGUUGUAUUUACUUUUAUACAUGUUAUAAGACAUAAAAGUGCUUGUUAGCUAUAAACUGAUGUCUGUUAGUUGUUCUCUAGGAUAAGGGAUCAACAGGUACUGGGAUCAUGGUAUUAUCAGAACAUACCACUUGUUUUCUUUGAAGGUGCAGAUAACCUUUUCUUGUUUUCUUGGUGAAGACUGCUGAAAUAUUAUCUCCAUCAAAUUGGAGAACUGUUACUACAUGUAUAUGUGAAUUGAAUUUAUUAAACAGUGAAUUAA